AAUCUUAAAACAAAUUAAACAAGCUUCUCGGUGAAGAGGAAAGCAAAGAUAAUUUUUUAAUGGCAGUCGACGGUGACUCUCCUCCGCAUUACAAUGACGACUGUUCAACGUCUCCUUUCAGGAAAUCUCCAUGGUCGUCUCACGAAUCCACUCAUUUAUAUGCUUCGGCUGUUGAAGACACCAACAACGUCACUCCUAACGUGCUCAUGGGUUCGUUGGUACGUGAAGAAGGGCAUAUAUAUUCCUUGGCUGCCUCUGGGGAUUUGUUAUACACGGGUUCCCAUAGCAAGAACAUUAGAGUUUGGAGGAACCAGAAGGAGUUUUCUGGGUUUAAAUCCAACAGUGGAUUGGUUAAAACCAUAGUCAUUGCUGGAGAGAAGAUCUUUACCGGUCAUCAAGAUGGGAAGAUUCGGGUUUGGAAGAUUGCUAACAAAAACUCAGGUGUUCAUAAACGAGUUGGUACAUUACCAGCUUUUAAAGAUUAUUUAAUAAGCUCCAUGAAGCCAAGUAGUUAUGUUGAAGUGAACAGCAAUCGUAAGGCUAUAUGGCUCAAACACAUCGAUGCUAUAUCUUGCCUUAGUUUGAAUGAAGAUAAAACGUUGCUUUACUCGGCUUCUUGGGAUAAAACAUUCAAAGUUUGGAGAGUUUUGGAUUCGAAAUGCUUGGAAUCCGUUCAAUCCCACGAUGAUGCAGUGAAUUCCAUUGUUGCAGGCUUCGAUGGGUUAGUGUUUACAGGCUCAGCUGAUGGAACGGUCAAGAUUUGGAGCAGAGAGUUACAAGAGAAAGGAACCAAGCAUAUCUUUUCACAGACAUUGCUGAAACAAGAAUGUGCGGUUACGGCAUUGGCCUUGGACCUUGUUGCUACAAUGGUUUACUGCGGGUCAUCGGAUGGAGUGGUUAACUUUUGGGAAGGUGACAACCAUCUCUUCCACGGUGGUGCUUUGAGAGGGCACAAACUGGCUGUUCUUUGCUUGGUAACAGCAGGGAACCUUGUGAUCAGUGGAUCAGCUGAUAUGGGGAUUACCGUAUGGAAAAGAUCAGGGGGUGAGCAUUUCUGCUUGUCCAUGUUAGACGGCCAUGCCGGUCCCGUUAAGUGCUUGGCAAUAGAAAGAGAUCCUGAUGAAUCAAUCCCUGGUCAAGAGCGGUGGAUUCUUUACAGUGGUAGCCUAGAUAAGUCGGUCAAGAUGUGGCGCAUAUCGGAACGAGCCCCGCCGAUGACACAAUGGCGGCAACAGUCUUACUCAUCAUCGAACACCAAACAUCUACCGGCCACAUUGCCAGCGAAUCCCGCUUUCUCUUCCCAAGGCGGAGUUGGCCAAAUAAAGGAAUAGUGGAUUCUAAGGACUUGAUUUGGUUGUUAGGUUUUCAAAGAUAAUAGGCAUUUAAUUAAGAU
Gossypium raimondii (Peruvian cotton) is the source of this 1393-nucleotide messenger RNA. RefSeq names its product protein JINGUBANG. The coding region runs from base 60 to 1331 and encodes 423 amino acids. Gene Ontology annotation, molecular function: protein binding. The record is from RefSeq and is a predicted model, not a curated record. The transcript has a single exon. NCBI's taxonomy places the organism in Eukaryota, Viridiplantae, Streptophyta, Magnoliopsida, Malvales, Malvaceae.